GGACAUUUGGCAAUUUACAGGUAGUCAUAUGCGGACUGGAAUAACGGAUGUACAACAGACGUUUAGAGUGAAGACUCUUCACAAGCACAGUGGCUUUACCAUGCAGAACCUUAAGCACGAUAUUGCAGUUCUUCAGUUAGAGGGCAGUGCACAGUUAAGCGACAAAGUGACUACAGUAUGUUUACCAGAGCAAGAUGCAGAUCUAAAGUCAAAGUGCUACAUAACAGGAUGGGGCCGUACCCAUUUUGGUAUAGCUGCAAAUACUCUGCAACAGGCAAAGUUACCUCUCGUGUCACACAAUGACUGUAGAAAGAUCUGGCGUACCAUUGACAGGAGCGCUCACUUGUGUGCCGGAGAGGGGCGAGCAGGUGCUUCAGGGGGAUGCAAUGGAGACAGUGGUGGCCCUCUUGUUUGCGAGAUGGGAAGUAGAUGGUAUCUGCAUGGUGCUGUCAGUUUUGGGAUGAAGGAUUGUCCAACAACUCAUUAUACAGUUUUCACUAGAAUAACAAGUUACAUAUCAUGGAUAUUGCAGAAAAUAGGAGAUGGAGGUGAAGGACCUAACCCACCACUACCCUCACAAAAACCACGACCACCGAUGGCUACGACACCACCACGCCCACCAAAACCCGGCUGUGAAGACAGUUGGGGUAAAGAAUAUUGUUACAACCAUCGUCACCGUUGCAGUUGGCCAUUUGUCAAAAAUUCUUGCCGAGCAACCUGCGGAGACUGUUGAGAUUGAACAAGAACCCGGCAAAAGUCUGAGUUUUUAAUGUAUUAGUCAUUACCGGAUUUGUUCUGUUAUGAUUUCAAUAGGAUGUAGUAACUGGAAUAAAACUGCUCAGAAAUAACGCUUGCUUGUAUGAAUGAGACUGAUAGCAAUAUUACAAGUGAUGAAACAAACUACAGUUCGCGCGCCUUGUCGAAAAGUGGUGGAUGCCAAAGGGCAGCUGACCGCUUAGAAAUGGCUAUGAAGCCCA
This is a messenger RNA of Orbicella faveolata, 977 nucleotides long. Its product is annotated as chymotrypsinogen B-like. The record is from RefSeq and is a predicted model, not a curated record. Gene Ontology annotation, biological process: proteolysis. Gene Ontology annotation, molecular function: serine-type endopeptidase activity. NCBI's taxonomy places the organism in Eukaryota, Metazoa, Cnidaria, Anthozoa, Scleractinia, Merulinidae.